ACAACACUGCAGCGCUAGCUCUUCCAGACAGGACAAACAAAAGGAGACAGCAAGACGGGAAAGACGACGACAACGACCUAGCACAUUGAGAGGGGCACAAGCCUGUGGAUCCGACAUCUGCGAGGACCGCCAAUAUUUUACCAUGAAGAAUACUUCCAACAAUAGCAGUAGCAGCACCAGCAGCAGUAGUGGCCAGGACGACGAGAUCCUGCUGCACCCCGAUGCACUCCACUGCCUCAAGCGGCAGCAGCUCGUGAGCCUCUGUGGGAGGCUGGGACUCAAGGCAAACGGAAAGAACGUCGAUAUGGUUGCCAGGCUGCAAGACUUUGCCGCCAAUAAAGUCAGCGAGGACGGGCCGACACAGGGCAAGCUUGUCGUGCUGCGACCGUCGGCAUCGAUGACGACGACGACGAUAGCGACAGCGACAACGACAAUGACAACGACGAAGGCAGUGGUCAGAGGUGGGCGCAAUCGACGAGCGACUGCCGCAUCCUCUCGAUCUGCCGUUCGAUCAGACAGCCAGGGUGCGAGCCCGAGGCGAGGAGCAGAAGCGAAAGAAGAGGCGGACACUGCUAGGUCAGCUAUGGCCACGCGACGCACCAUGAGAUCGACGAGCGGGACUGUGAAGCCGGCCGGGGGUGAAGUGCCAGCCAAUGACGAAAACGAGGAGGCAUGGACCCCAAAAGAAGGACCUUCAAUUACAAGAGAGAGCCUGGCCGUCGCUGACAGCAAUGCAAAGAGCCAAGCCGUCGAUGUGGAGCUCUCCAAAGGACACGCCAGCAUCAACGCGAAGAUGGAAGGGAAGAAGGACAAGGAGGACAAGGAGGACAAGGAGGACAAGGAGGACAAGGAGGACAAGGAGGACAAGGAGGACAAGGAGGACAAGGAGGACAAGGAGGAUAUUGCGGCCACCGUUAUCACCCAGAGCUCCGUCAACAGCGCAUUGGUCUCGGGAGAGAGCGCGAGGAGAAGUCCGUGCCACGAUGAAGCGACUUCCCUGAGUGAGUUAGGAUCGCUGGCCAACAUGAUCCAAGAACGAGCCACGCCAAAGGCAAAGCGGCCCUCGCUGCAUCACACAGAGAGUCCUCUUCGGUCGCUGACGGGAAGCAUGCGGGGGCUGUUCGGUAGAACGGCCUCGCCUAAGCACGACCAGGCGACGCACUUGGGCAAGAGAAGCGUCCAAGACGACGAUGAGCAGCAAACGCAGGAAAAGGAGCAGGAGCGACCAAGAGAGGGAGAGAGGCAGCCAUGGAACAAUGUGGCACUGGAAGACCUCGGAGACAGUCCCUUUAAGCAGUCCAUCCGCCUCAUUGGCCAGACCGUGGACUUCGACACAGACAGUCCACCCAAAGGAGACAUGCAGUUGCCCCAACGCAUCACCAAGCCUCGACCGUCGCGAGGCGCCCCGAGGAGCACGGAUGAUAUCACCACGACGACGCCCACCGUGCCGCGCAUUUACCCCAUCCUUACAGAAGCUCGCAAUUGCAACGACGACGACGACGACGAAGAUGACGGAAGAAGUGGGCCCCCCUCCAGGAACCCCAAGGGCGUUUCCUCCUCUUCUUUUUCUGACGCUGCUGCCAAAGUCCUGGCCGAAAUGAAUGCUCGGCUGGCAAAGGCAGGCCGGUCAAUCGCUCCCCAGCUGCCAUCCCAAGGGAUCUGGUCUAUUGCCGUGCCAGGCUCCUCGACAUCGUCUGGGAUUGAUCCCAUUCGCAAGCUGGCUUCGGGCAAAGGCGAUCGUUUCACCGAACAGCACGAGCGCUCCUUCGGUAACAUGGACAGCAUCGCCAAUCACUACGCCGCAAAGAGGCGCGUUGCUUCGGCGAACUCGUCAGCCGCCGAGGCCCAGUCGCCUUCGCCCAAGCGCGUUCGCAUGGCGCAAGACAGCGGUACGGGACGUUCAGCAAGGACGGAAGAGGAAAGAGAGAUCAAUCGGCGGAGGCUCGAGCUGGCCAGGCAGAAGCGAAAGAGCCAAGGUCCAGGCGCUUCCUCUUCGCAACAGAAGAGAAAACCGUUCAGCAUCGCUUCGCAGGUAGGCAACCGCGUCGUGGGCGCUGCCAAGGGCCUGGCUCGCGAUGUAGGAAGGAGCGUCGCCCAUCCCACUGCCAUCAUUGGUGCUUCGGCGGCCACUACAGCGAUCAAGAAUGCCAGGAAGCCCGUGUUGGGCAUCACAUCGACGACGUCGGCAAAGGUGUCGGCUGCUCCUGCCACAGGCACAUCAAUCAGGGAGAAGACCUCUUUGCCAUCCUUGCCGUCACUGGCGAUAAGAAAGACAGCGUUCCUUCUCAAGGGUCGCUCUGAAAGAGAGCAUUCCAUGUCCGAGAUGCCCUCUUCACCUUCUCAGUCACUAGCCAGCGUUCAGUCGCCACCCACCAAGAACGGGUGGACCAUGGUACCAAGCCCGGUCCGAUCGAGGGUCAACGAUGCUGCCAGCCGCCAAUCUCCCGUCCCUUUGACUCGUGCAGUCGCUUUUCCAAAAAGCACAGACUUGACACCUUCGCCCCUGAAGAAUGGCUUGGCCGUAUCCGCACACCCGGACCGAGCGACGAUGCAGUUCAAGAAAGAAGCCGAAGGCGUCCUACCGUCUUGCAACAUGAGCGACAGUUACCGCGCCUCUCCGGCACCUGCUUCCACUGCUUCCAAGACGACGGGGAAACCAGUGGGCAAGAUUCGAUCCAUGAGCUCUGUCGCGACGAGCUCCUUGGCGUCCACGGCCAAGCUGUCGAGAACCGACAAGGUGAUCCGGGCCGCACGCAGAAGCGAGAUCCGGUCAAGGGCUCUUCUCGCCAAAAAGGCAGACGCCGCGCCAUCUACUCGCAACAAUCGAGAAGACAGCAGCAGCAACAGCAGCAGUUCAGUAGCCAUCCAAGCGGCGCACAGAAUAGGCUCAGUGACGUCAAGCAGAAGACGUCUGCAACACAGGGCCCCUUUCAAGCCAUAAGGAAAGGCUACUUUUCUCUCUUAAACUUUGCCCCCUGUUAUUCUAGUGUCGCAUCAAGACAUCUCUAUCCAUCAUCAUUGCUAUGAGCGACUACAUCGU
Molecule: messenger RNA, 3040 nt
Organism: Acaromyces ingoldii
Lineage: Eukaryota; Fungi; Basidiomycota; Exobasidiomycetes; Exobasidiales; Cryptobasidiaceae
Exons: 2
Coding region: 143-2941 (932 amino acids)
Source: RefSeq, a predicted model, not a curated record